Messenger RNA from Lontra canadensis (Northern American river otter), 434 nucleotides. It is a transcript of the gene PIERCE1, whose product is annotated as chromosome unknown C9orf116 homolog. The transcript has 4 exons. Gene Ontology annotation, biological process: axoneme assembly. Gene Ontology annotation, cellular component: axonemal microtubule. NCBI's taxonomy places the organism in Eukaryota, Metazoa, Chordata, Mammalia, Carnivora, Mustelidae. The record is from RefSeq and is a predicted model, not a curated record. Bases 1 to 432 code for a protein of 143 amino acids.
AUGGCCCAGGCGGGCCCGCGAGCGUGCGCGACGGCAGCGGAGCCCCCGGCCCCGGUCCCCCCGGCCCCCCCGGAGAGGACCAGCGACUGCUACCGCGUGGACGACGACCUGCCGGCCAGGUUCAACAACCCGGCGUGGUUUCGGGGCUACGGGACCAAGAAGGCCAUCUCAGUGUAUAGGACCAGUAAUGGUGCCUAUGGGAGCAGAGCCCCCACUGUGCACGAGAUGCCGAAAGUAUUUUAUCCAAAUUCGAAUAAAUUUUCCAGACAACUUGCAGCUGGUGGAAUGUUCCAGAACAAUACCUUCAACGUCUCCAUGGAGAAGAGCGUUGUGACGGGUCCCGACAACCACAUCACCCCCUACGACCGGUUCAACUUCCACCCCAGUUACAACGUCAGCAAGCCGUCCUUCUGCGCUUGGCCGGCCUCCUGACC